AUGUCAGCAAAAGGAGGCUGGAUGGGCUGGUCUGCCAAAAAGAAGCUUCUCGUAUUCGGCUCUUUUGGCCUUCUUAUUGUCGCUCUCGGUAUCGGACUUGGGGUCGGCCUCGGAAUUGGAUUGAAACAUAGUGGAGGGAAUGAGGGAAGCGGCAACACCAGUGGAAGUGGAAGUGGAAGUGGUACUGGCGCUGGCACUGGCACUGGAAACGGUAAUGGAACAACCGGAGGGAAUACGACAUCGAUCUGGCAACCAGGAGUAGGAAUCAAAUGGCAGAUCGAGCUUCUCUACGCCCUGAACGACACCACAGUGGACGCAGACAUCUACGACAUCGACCUGUUCGACAGCCCAAACUCAACAAUCACAAAACUUCAAGAAAUGGACCGCAAGGUAAUCUGCUAUUUCUCCGCAGGCACCUACGAGAAAUGGCGCCAAGAUGCCAACGAAUUCAAGACAUCAGAUCUUGGAGACAGUCUCGAUGACUGGCCUGGCGAAAAAUGGCUCAACACAAACUCGCAAAACGUGCGAAAUAUCAUGCGACAACGUCUGGAUUUGGCGCAGGCAAAGGGAUGUGAUGGUGUUGAUCCGGAUAAUAUCGAUGGAUAUAAUAACAAAAACGGCCUCGGAUUGACUCAAGACGACGCAAUCAGCUAUGUGAAGUGGCUUGCCUCGCAGGCGCAUGAUCGGAACCUAUCGAUUGGACUGAAGAACGGCGGCGACAUUAUUGGCUCGGUCAUGGACAAGAUGCAAUGGUCGGUUAAUGAGCAAUGUGCUGUCUAUGAAGAGUGCGAUCUCUACUCGGCGUUUGUUAAUGCCAGCAAACCGGUCUUCCAUAUCGAAUAUCCGAAAGGUGAUGAUACCAACAAUGACAAUAAUGUGUCAACGAAACAAAGGAAUUCGGUUUGCAACGCGGCCAAUUCUCGGAACUUUUCAACUGUGAUCAAGAAUAUGGACCUGGAUAACUGGGUCGAAUACUGUUGA
Messenger RNA from Penicillium odoratum, 981 nucleotides. Its product is annotated as endo alpha-1,4 polygalactosaminidase. Bases 1 to 981 code for a protein of 326 amino acids. The record is from RefSeq and is a predicted model, not a curated record. NCBI's taxonomy places the organism in Eukaryota, Fungi, Ascomycota, Eurotiomycetes, Eurotiales, Aspergillaceae. The transcript has a single exon.